This is a messenger RNA of Ostertagia ostertagi, 246 nucleotides long. NCBI's taxonomy places the organism in Eukaryota, Metazoa, Nematoda, Chromadorea, Rhabditida, Trichostrongylidae. The record is from the annotation of a GenBank genome assembly.
AUGACGAUCAUCGCCACAGCGCUGUCCAUACUCCUCCUCGUGGAUGUCGCCUUGCAAGAAGUGGAGAAGCAAAAGGUUAUGCACAAGAGCAGGUGCCUCAAACUCGGUUCAAUGCGGAACGUGACUAUCGGUGUAAUUCGCAAUCAUAGUGAUGAGGGAUGGGAUGAUUGGUACGCUAAGCUGGCUUGGAGAAAAAUGAAGAUGUCACAAGAAGCCGUUGCCACCUGGUUGCAGAUCGAUGGCUGA